AUGCCACUACCAUCAUUUAAAACCUUUUUCGAUUUAUAUGUUCCUAUAUUUGAUUUACUUUUUGUUGCUAUUAUACCAUUUUGUCUUAUGAUGUUUACAAAUAUUGGAAUAAUUUGUACAAUUAUGCGUACGAAUAGGUUAUGUGCAACAUCUAGAGAACAACAACAAAAUAAUCGUUUAACUAUGAUGUUAUUAUCUGUUUCAUUAGCUUUUAUGCUUUUAACAUGCCCAUCAGUGAUUUAUAUAUAUUUAAAUCGUUUAACAUCAUCAAAGACAGCAGCUCCGAAUAAAAGAUUACUUAUUCUUGAUUUACUUGAAGCAUUAUGGUAUACAAAACAUGCAUUGAAUUUUAUUUUAUAUACAUUAAGCGGACAAGAUUUUCGUCGGGAAUUUAUGAAAUUAUUUCCAUGUUCUCGACACAAAACAACAAAUAUAUUGAUGGAUCAACAAAGAAAUCAAAAUAAUCGUUUAAAUAUAGCUAUCAGUAUAUAUGUAGAUAAUACAACAUCAGUAAAUCAACGAUUAUUCGACAAUCAAAAAAAACUAUUCAAUAAAGAAGACAAUGAUGUAUCGAUUAUAAUCAUUUCAAAAACUUCAAAAAUAGAAACGCCUGUUUAG
Molecule: messenger RNA, 618 nt
Organism: Adineta steineri
Lineage: Eukaryota; Metazoa; Rotifera; Eurotatoria; Adinetida; Adinetidae
Source: the annotation of a GenBank genome assembly